AUGAGGGAGUGCAUCUCUGUGCACGUCGGCCAAGCAGGCGUGCAGAUGGGGGUGGCGUGCUGGCAGCUGUACUGCCUGGAGCACGGUAUCCGUCCUGAUGGAACGUUGCCGGCCUGCGAUACGGACUCCGCGGUGACGGAUUCUUGUUUCAACACGUUCUUCUCUGAGGCGGAUAGGGGCAAAAUGGUGCCGAGAGUUGUGAUGGUGGACUUGGAAGCGACAGUAAUAGAUGAAGUCCGUUCAGGCGAAUAUCGGCAACUGUACCACCCAGAACAACUCAUUACUGGUAAGGAAGACGCGGCAAAUAACUAUGCACGUGGACACUACACGACGGGCCGUGAGGUGCUGGAGCCUGUCCUGGAGAGGGUGAGGAAACUGGCCGACCAGUGCACUGGUCUACAGGGUUUCUUUGUGUUCCACUCGUUUGGUGGCGGCACAGGUUCUGGCUUCACCUCGCUGCUAAUGGAGAAGCUAUCUGAAGAAUUUGGCAAAAAGAGCAAGCUUGAGUUUGCCAUCUAUCCGGCGCCACAAGUAUCGACGGCAGUAGUAGAGCCGUACAACGCGGUGCUGACGACACACGCGACUAUCGGACACUCCGAUUGCGCUUUCAUGGUGGACAACGAGGCCAUAUACGACAUCUGCAGGCGGCGACUGUCCAUCGAACGACCGUCGUACGCCAAUCUUAAUAGACUGAUUUCACAAGUUGUAUCGUCGAUAACGGCGUCGCUGCGGUUCGACGGUGCACUGAACGUGGACCUGACAGAGUUCCAGACGAAUUUGGUUCCCUACCCACGCAUCCACUUCCCGCUGGCUGCGUAUGCGCCUGUAGUCUCCGCCGAUAAGGCAUACCAUGAAGGUAUGUCAGUGUCAGAGAUCACGGCGGAACUGUUCGAGCCACAAAACCAGAUGGUGAAGUGUGACCCUCGCGAGGGCAAGUACAUGGCGUGCUGCCUGCUUUACCGUGGCGACGUGGUGCCUAAGGAUGUUAACGCGGCCAUUGCCUCGAUGAAGGGGAGGGCAGGCAUUCGGUUCGUGGAUUGGUGUCCUACAGGAUUCAAAGUUGGCAUAAACUAUCAGCCUCCAUCAGUAGUAGUCGGAGGAGACCUCGCGCAAGUGAAACGUGCUGCGUCCAUGCUCAGCAACACCACCGCCAUCGCAGAGGCGUGGGGCAAGCUCGACCACAAGUUCGACCUCAUGUAUUCCAAGAGAGCGUUUGUGCACUGGUACGUGGGAGAAGGUAUGGAAGAAGGUGAAUUUUCAGAAGCACGGGAAGAUCUCGCAGCUCUAGAAAGGGAUUAUGAUGAAGUAGCUGUUGAAACUUCAGACAUGCAGCCUGGCUGUGAAGACGAACUAUGA
Molecule: messenger RNA, 1356 nt
Organism: Arctia plantaginis
Lineage: Eukaryota; Metazoa; Arthropoda; Insecta; Lepidoptera; Erebidae
Source: the annotation of a GenBank genome assembly